Penicillium daleae is the source of this 1017-nucleotide messenger RNA. Its product is annotated as NADP-dependent oxidoreductase. The coding region runs from base 1 to 1017 and encodes 338 amino acids. The record is from RefSeq and is a predicted model, not a curated record. Gene Ontology annotation, molecular function: oxidoreductase activity. NCBI's taxonomy places the organism in Eukaryota, Fungi, Ascomycota, Eurotiomycetes, Eurotiales, Aspergillaceae. The transcript has a single exon.
AUGCAAGCAGUCCGCCUCCACCCGGCCGCUCCCCCCUCCCCAUCCUACUCCCCCUCCAAUCCCGCCCCCUCAACAGCCCUGCACCUCGACCAGAUCCCCAUUCCACAUCCCACAAAACCAGGCCAACUCCUCAUCCGCAUAAAAGCAACAACCAUCAUCCGCGACAUGCUCACAUGGCCUGAAACCUACACCCACCCCUACACCACCCUCGGCAACGACUUUGCCGGAACAGUCGUCGAGGUGUUUCCCGGCGGGGAGUCCGCGUUAAAGGUCGGCGAUGAGGUGUUUGGUAUGGUCCAUGCGGAUCGACCGUCGACUUGGGCUGAGUAUGCGAUUGUCUUGGAGAGCGAAGUUGCGGUGAAGCCGAGGACGUUGGAGUGGGAGGGGGCUGCGGCGUUGCCGCUUAGUGGGAUGACGGCGUUCGAAGCGUUGUUUGAGCAGGCUGGCCUUUCAUUACCCGAUUGGGGGCCUGUCUCUGGGGUUAGUGAUGUUAAGAGACAGGGAGAGGUGUUGAUUACUGGUGCUGCUGGAGCUGUGGGGAUCUAUCUGGUGCAGUUGGCUGCUAGUGCUGGAUUGCGGGUCGUUGCGGCGAGUAGCUCGAAUGCUCGCAAUGACGAGUUUUUGCGGGAACUCGGGGCUCAUGAGGCUGUUGAGUAUUCCGGGCUUGAGGGGGUGAAAGACCGGUUUGAUAUCAUUAUUGAUACUGUGGGUGGGGAGACGCUGGCUCGCUGCUGGGGAUAUGUUAAAGAAGAUGGGUCGCUUAUUUCCGUGGACUCGAGCAGCUUUAACUUUGUGAAGGAACAUCGCAAGCAAGGGAUUGCUAGAGAUGGGGUCAAGGCCUUGUUCUUUAUUAUUGAAGGGAGCAGUCGAGCUUUGCGUGUUCUGGCGGAGUUGGUGGAUCGGGGGUUGUUGAAGUCGUUUGUAGCCGAGACAUAUCCCAUUGAACGGGUGCAGGAGGCUUAUGACCAUGCGAAUGGCAGGUAUACUGGCAGGGGAAAGGUUAUUCUUACUUUGUGA